This is a messenger RNA of Thrips palmi, 1395 nucleotides long. It is a transcript of the gene Ccm3, whose product is annotated as programmed cell death protein 10. Gene Ontology annotation, biological process: positive regulation of MAP kinase activity; regulation of Golgi organization. Gene Ontology annotation, cellular component: FAR/SIP/STRIPAK complex; Golgi apparatus. The record is from RefSeq and is a predicted model, not a curated record. The transcript has 5 exons. Gene Ontology annotation, molecular function: protein kinase binding. The coding region runs from base 1 to 702 and encodes 233 amino acids. NCBI's taxonomy places the organism in Eukaryota, Metazoa, Arthropoda, Insecta, Thysanoptera, Thripidae.
AUGGUUCACGAGCUCAAAGCCGGAGCCGCGCACGGGAAGCGUGGAGAAAAUAACAGAAAAACCUCGAAUAUGACAAUGGGGGAGGAGUCGCCCGUGUCGUCUCUCGUACUUCCAGUUUUAAUACGUCCCAUUCUGUCCAAGCUUGAACGACGCGAUGUUGCUGCCUCCCAAACUCUACGAGCUGCCCUCUCAAAAGCUGAAAUGGCACAUCCAGGAUUCACUUAUGAUUUGGUCCUUGGAAUAAUGCAACGGGGAGAGUUUAGUGUCAAUUUAAAUGAAACAGUGUUACGUCUCCAAGGAGCAGCCACUGAUGCUGAUAUGGUAGAGUACCGACUUAAUCGUUCAGAAGAUGCAUUCCAAGAACUCAAUAAAAAAUCAGCUGCGUUGAAGAAGAUUUUGUGCCGAAUCCCUGAUGAAAUAACAGAUCGUCAGACCUUCUUGGAAACCAUAAAGGAAAUUGCAAGCGCCAUAAAAAAACUUCUAGAUGCUGUGAAUGAAGUGACUGGAUUCAUUCCAGGAUCUGAAGGAAAGCAACAGUUGGAGCAGCGCAAGCGGGACUUUGUUAGAUAUUCUAAACGCUUCUCUAACACACUAAAGGAGUUCUUCAGAGAAGGAGAACCAAAUGCUGUAUUUGUGAGUUCUCUGUACCUUAUUCAUCAGACAAACAAGAUUGUUGUUUGCGUAAAGAAUAAAUGUGAAUAAAUGUGUGAUGGUCAGGUAACUUCAACUGCAUGUUUACUGCAAGGAAAGCAAAACCAAAGGGAAGUAGUGUUGUCUUACAUUUAGUUCCCAAGAUUUUGGUACAUUAUCUAGUUUAAAAAGCAUUAUAUUUUACUGACAUAUUUACAUUAUUGAACAUAUUGUUAUUGUAUUGUUAAUUUGAACAAUUGUUCCUUUUGUUUGCUGUACUUUAACUAGCUGCUUCUAAUUUGAUACAUAGAGAAAAAUUAUUUUACAUAUUGUUAGUGAAGUUGAGAACUGUUGCCUACUCCUCUAGGAGCCCCUGUGUAUGUGUCAUCCUAUUCUAUCCACACGCAGGGUAUUUUUUUAGGUUCGUUGUAUUUUGGAUGAAAUUUUGUGAAUUAAUGUUUCAGUACAGGACAGACAAAAGGUUUUCUUGCACUCCCACUUUCCCAACCUGAAUGGUGUAGUUUGUAGAAUAACAGUUCUUUGCUCUUCAAUUGACAAAUAGCAUCAUUCAAUAAUGUGGUUUAAAGGUAUUAUAUUGAAGGUAUUUUUCUUAUCGUUUAACAAUUGUGAAUGUGGUUUAUUUACUUUUCUGAGCAUUUAGGAGACAUUUUCAUGCUUACCUGCUGAGCAGUGCUUCUGUUAAGCAGCAAUGUUCAUUGAAAGUGUAAUUGUCUUGACAAGAAUUAAAUAUAUUAUGGUUGAUUA